Molecule: messenger RNA, 1623 nt
Organism: Fusarium sp. VM40
Lineage: Eukaryota; Fungi; Ascomycota; Sordariomycetes; Hypocreales; Nectriaceae
Source: the annotation of a GenBank genome assembly
AUGGCUUCCUCGACCUAUGGGUCGGCUUCGGCCGCAAAUCCAUCCUCUACCCAAGGAACUGGAAAUUUGAGAUCCGAAGCUGGCGCGCUUGUGCGACAAGUAAACCGUCUGUUGAACCGCCAACUCUCGUCCGUAUGCCAGAUCAACGGCGUUAAGAGCACUGGAAUCAAGGCCGAGUUACAGGGGCGCAUACACAACCUCAUCCAAGGAGCCGUCAACGCCAACGAUCUCGUGCGCCUGCGGCAAAUUCACCAGAGCGUCCAGAAUACUAUUUCCAACUCUCAAAGCGGAUCUUCACCUUCUCGAUCGAGUCUCCCACUAUCGCAUGGUCAUGGUCCGUCGACGCCAUUUGGUCUAUCCAGCAUGUCAUUCCCGAGUACACACGGCAGCCUGUCUAAUGGCCAGCGGUCCAGCACUGGUUUCGGGGGGUCACAAUCAUUGGUCAUCUCCUUCAAACCGAGCCCGUUUUACCAGAUCGAGGCGCAAGCUGGCGAUGUGAAGGCUUGCGAUGUUAUGCAAUCACAUCGUAACACAGUGACUUAUCCCAUAAGACUCGAAGACCAUCCCGCAUUACAGAAGUGCGUUAAUGACACUUCAUAUCGUGUGAUGGUGUUUUGCGCUGGAGAUUGUCUAGGUACGCAAGAGAUUGCAUUUCCUCAUCAGUCAGAGCUUAAGGUCAAUGGUGGUGAGAUCAAGGCCAAUUUGCGUGGUUUGAAGAACAAACCUGGCUCUACGAGACCGGUUGACAUCACUAAAGCGCUUCGGCUUCGUCCGAAAUAUACCAACAACGUUGAUUUUACAUAUGCGUUGACUUCCAAGGCAGGUCCCAGUCAAAAAUUCUAUCUCGUAGUCAACAUUUGCAAGACAACGUCAGUCGAAGACCUCGUGGAUCGCAUUGCUAAUGGGAAGAGGAUAUCGAUCGAAUCCGUGAAGCAAGAACUAAAUGCCAAAGCACAGGAUCCCGAUGUGGUUGCUACUUCUCAAGUGCUCUCUCUCAAGUGUCCGUUGUCGUACAUGCGCCUGUCUCUCCCAUGUCGCGGUCUUAGUUGCACACAUUUGCAAUGCUUUGAUGCUACGUCCUAUCUUCAACUCCAAGAGCAGGGCCCGCAGUGGCAGUGCCCCAUAUGUUACAAGUCCGCGACUUUUGAACAAUUGGCUGUCGAUGCGUAUGUUAAAGACAUCCUGACAAGGACAUCGAAAAGCCAAGAAACCGUUACUAUCGAACCCAAUGGUGAAUGGCACCUCAAGAAUUCCGAUGAUAGUAAUCAAGGGCAGACAAACGGCAACGCGUCUUAUCGCGAUAAGUACGAAGAUGACGAAGAUGAUGACUUGGUGAUAUCAGAGGUCAACCCUGUCAGUGCUCGCCGUAUAGAGACGCCCAAGAAUGCCACACCAAGCAUCAGUACGCCUAUCACAGCAGGUCGUGAUAGCUCUUCGGCGGGACCCAGGGGCAUAGCAUCUACCAGUUCCAAACGCCCAAUGGCCGCUAUCAUCGACUUGACACUCUCUGAUGAUGACGAUGAUGAUCCGCCUCCACCUCCCAAAAGGCAAAACACCUCAACGAACGGGUACACCAUGUCCAGUACAUCCCCGAUCUCGUCAAACGGAGUUGGGUAUCUGUAG